UUGCGUUUACGCAUUCACUUGAAACGGGAAAGCCAGGAUUGUAAUGGCUACUGAUGGCUACCAAUCCAUGGUUAUGUGAGUGACGUAAUUCUCUGAAGUCUAUCAGUAUUUUUAUUUGUAUAACAUUGCCUUAAGUGAGGGUUACAAGGGCUUGUUUCAUAUCUAUUUAAGAAAACAUAUUGGUAGGUGAAGCGUUAGUUGUGCGUGGAUCGUCAAUAGACGUGCGUUUCAUCAAUAUGUCUGAAGGCGAUAUUGUAGCAUCGCAGAAACAGCAGCAGCAUCAGCAUCAUCAUAAUCACAAUCAUCAUCAUCAUCAUCAAUUGCAGCAGCAGCAGCAGCAGCAGCAGCAGCAACAGCAACAACAGCAGCAGCAAUUGGGUGCAAAUUCAAUGGCAAAUAUGGCUUGGCAAUAUCCACCUCCAGGUAGCAUGCAUCUCUACCCUCCUUAUGCAGGGCACAUGUAUGGACAAGGGUACAGUCCCCAAGGGCAAAUGUAUUAUUACAAUCAAGGAAUGAUACCAGGAUAUGGACAAGCUUUUAAUCCACAGCAGAUGCAGCAACAACAUCAGCAGCAGCAGCAACAACAGCAACAGCAAAAACAUUCUCAGAAUAAUCAAGGAAAGCAGCAAACUCAGCAACAGCAGCCACCAGUUCCUGGAACUCCAGUGGUACUCGACGAUGAGACUGAUCUUCCUCCACUUCCUCCAGGACCACCACCUCCUCCACAGUCAGCACAGCAACAAAAUAGCCAAGUUCAAUCUACUCUUCAGCAUCCAACAUCGUUUGUUUACAACUCCUAUCCUUAUGGCAAUUGGACUACAAUGCAAAGUGACCACUCUCCAUUCAACGGACAAAUAAGAUUUAAUCUACAAAACAAGAAAACUGGCCUGGGUUUCACGCCAUCCGGCAAUAGUGGGGCAGCGAAAAAAAAACGUAAGAGGAAUAAAAAUCUUGCGGCACAAUUCAACAAUAGCUUUCAGGGAAAUACGGCGACUUCGAACUUUAUUCCGGGACCAAACCUAAAAUCCGAGUUACCACCCCUGCCUCCCGUGCAGCAUGAACCACCACUCCCACCACCACCAACAGAAAAAUCCUCGGAUCCUGCCCCUUCCGUUGCAGCAACGACAGUGACGACAACAACGACAGUGACAACACCGACGACAAACAUAUCGUCGACUACCAGCAGGCCGAUGGUACGUACUUCAACUGGGGUAUCGAGUCAGAAUCCUGUUGGAGAUUGGCCUGACAGUUUGAAGAAUUAUGUUAAUCGAUGCUAUGAAAAAUGCAAAACUGCUGUCGAUAAGGAUCAGGUUGAGAUAAUAUUGAAGGGUAAAAUCACACGGGCUGCUAACGACGGCUCCCUUUGGGUGAAGGACUGGGAUAAAGAGCCUCUGCCCAGUAUACAUAGCGAGCGCAUGACCAUGACGAUUAAAGCCCAAAAUCCACAAUUAAAGCUAACGAAUCCAUUGGCUAGUGCGCAGGGGGGCCUGCGCAAGCCAGGCCUUUCCACAUCUCUCGGGGCUCGGCUUGGCGCUCGUCUCUCUGCGAAUCACAGAAGGUCAAGAUCAAGGUCACGAUCACGGUCACGGUCACGGUCAAGGUCAAGGUCUCGUUCACGUUCAAAAUCACGUUCGCGGUCGCGCAGUCCACCUACACGCAAAUACAAACGAAGCACUUCAUCUUCUUCCAACGUUAGCGAAUACGAUUACAAAUCAUCGAGGAUAAAAAAAUCAAACCGCAGCAAACAAAAUCACGGGAAUAAGACGAAGACUAAGAAGACUAAGCAGGCUAAGUCGCAUUUCUAUUCCGAGUUUGGUUUAGCUACAGGCAAUAUGGACGAUCUUGGAUCCAAGGAAAAAUUGCAGCAACGUGCAGCUAGAUUUCACGAGACGGUUUCUAGGAGCGGCAACAACGGAACGAGGGACGACACUACAACCGAUUUUGAUUUCACGGGACUUCAUAUCGUCGGAACUUGCAAGGAUCUUGAAAAACCUUAUCUGCGUCUGACAUCGGCUCCCGCAGCUUCUGCCGUGCGACCGGUAAGUGUACUUCGGAAUUCGCUGGUUCACGUGAAGAAGCGCUGGAUCGUCGAUCAAGAUUAUAGAUACGCAUGCGAUCAACUGAAGUCUAUUCGUCAAGACCUGACUGUCCAAGGUAUUAGAGAUCCAUUCACAGUUCACGUUUAUGAGACACAUGCGCGUGUGGCUCUAGAACGUGGCGAUCAUGAAGAGUUUAACCAAUGCCAAACGCAAUUACGAAUGCUCUACCAAGACGUUGGUGGGGAAAACCGAUUGGAAUUCAUCGCAUACAGAAUAUUGUAUUAUAUCUUCACAAAAAACACUCAAGAUUUAACUACAAUUUUAGCAGACCUGUCAGACAAAGAUAAGGAUGACGAAUGUAUAAAACACGCAUUAAAAGUACGAUCCGCCUGGUGGUUGGGUAAUUACCAUGCGUUUUUCAAGCUAUACAGUAAGGCACCAAGAAUGGCAGCAUUCCUGAUGGACUGGUUUAUUACCAGAGAAAGAAAAAAUGCCUUAAAACUCAUGAUCAAGUCCUACCGGCAAAAUUUGGCGGUUGAUUUCAUCAUCGCGGAAUUGGCCUUUGAAUCUUUGGACAAGUUUUAUGAAUUUGUCGUUGAGUUUGGGUUGGUUUAUGCCGAUCCCACACGACAGCAAAUCGAUUGCAAGACGAGCAGUGCUUCUCUAGGUGCUUGGUAAAACAUCAACGGCGGUCCACUUUAUUUUCUCCUUGUGGGGACCGGAUAUAACGACAAAAAGUAUAUACUUAAAUUAUUUUUACACAACAUCGUGUGAAAAAAAAGGCAAGGACGGAGGUACACGCACGUGCAUCUAUAUGAUGCGCAUUUAACACUGCAAGUCACGUGCCCAUUUACGCGUAUACGUAUGAUCAUAACGUACAUACACGCACUCAAAUAUGUGCGGCUCGCAGUCUCUGCAUUCAUGCAAUUCUUUACAUAACUCAAUCCCAUCGAUGUCAUUAAUUGAAGUGAAAGCUUUAACAGAAGAUAUCUAUGUCACAUCAGAUGUAUAUAAUUUCUCAAGAAAGCAACAGAUUUUACAUAAUGCAUCAAAAGAAGAGGACGAAUCAUAUUUCUGUGUUUCAAUGAUUCUCUUUGUUCGUUGAGUACUUUUGCUGCACUUUUUUAAGAAACACAAAUAGGGAAACGCAUUUUGCGAUAUAUUCCCACCACCUUUAUGAACGAACUAUUCUAGUCGUUUCGUAAGAAACGAUAAUUUUUACAUUCCUCCAGUUUCGAUAUGAAGUAUUUCUUUGCAAACUUUCCCGCUUGAAUUCCUUGCUAUAGUCUGCAACUUCUCGAUGAUUCAAUUCUAAAAAAAAUGUUAGCACUAAUAUUGCCAUGAGGAACUGCAAGAAGACGUCGCACACAAAGUAGGACACGGUAGUAACAUGUCUUAUGAAAAUAUAGAAAGAGAUGUAUUAAUAUUUCACAAGACAAAACAUGCCGAUUCGCUGUUGGCUGGUUUCUACUUACCUCUGCCGUUUUCAGAGUGGAAGGAUUAUACAGCAACAUCACCAUCACCAUCAAUGCUCUUGCACUGCUAGUACUGGGAAUGAUGUUGCCAUUUGUAAACAUUGUGAAAUUAGGUGUGCUACACACCGGGAUGCAUUGCAUCGUAAUGAAUUAUAGUGUACAAAAUAAACUUCAAGUUAUUUAAUAUUUUUUACAAAUAUCCAUUUAAUUGGCCGCGAUAUGUUUGGUUGAUACGACGUUCGUUAAGUGCUAGAGCGUAAGUGUGAUAGAAGGGGUUAAUUGCUGGAUACUGCAUGCCUCUGAACGGAGUGACAACUUGUGGUUUAAAAAAGAAGAGGAUGCUUAUGCGUGAGAGAGUGAAAGAGAGAGAGCAUGUGUGUGAGUGAUGAUUGAUUUAAGUAUCAUCACUUGUAUUGUAAUGCAAAUAAACUGUUGCUAAGAAUCUCCUCAUGAAA
This is a messenger RNA of Cephus cinctus (wheat stem sawfly), 3969 nucleotides long. Its product is annotated as leukocyte receptor cluster member 8 homolog. The transcript has 7 exons. Lineage: Eukaryota; Metazoa; Arthropoda; Insecta; Hymenoptera; Cephidae. Bases 237 to 2717 code for a protein of 826 amino acids. Gene Ontology annotation, cellular component: nucleus. The record is from RefSeq and is a predicted model, not a curated record.